UUCCCGGUGAGAUUUGUCCGGGGGAACGGGUACACACUGCAUCAAAGAUGGCUCGUUAUGGGCGAAUGUUUGGUUCAUUUUGGAGAAACAUUGUGUCAGAAUAAGAGAGCUCGUGCACAAAGAGAAACCGCAGGGCAGGUGGUAGUUGUCGCGGGCAGUGUUUGCCACUCUCGCCGCGCUACGACCCGCUUUGCUCUCUCCGUGCGCUCACUUGUCCCCCACUGUGUUACCUCGUUAGCUUCCAUAGUAAAUAUUAGCCUGCUCCGUGUUGAUAGCUAAAAUGGCCACCAUGGAGAAACUGAUGAAGGCCUUCGAGUCCCUGAAGUCAUUCCAGCAACAACAAGGACCGCCGACCGCCGAGGAGCUCGUGCAGAGGCAGAAAAAGGAACAAGCUACUACAAAGAAGGACAGGGUGACCCACUGUCUGACAAUAUGUGAAAACAUUGUGGCUCAUUCUCUGAGAACGUCUCCAGAGUUUCAGAAACUUAUGGGCAUCGCCAUGGAGAUGUUCCUGCUCUGCACCGAUGACAGCGAAUCAGAUGUCCGAAUGGUAGCUGAUGAGUGCCUGAACAAAAUCAUCAAAGCACUGAUGGACUCCAAUCUGCCAAGACUACAGCUGGAGCUGUACAAAGAAAUUAAAAAGAAUGGUGCCUCUCGAAGUCUGAGGGCGGCUCUGUGGAGGUUUGCUGAGCUUGCCCACCUCAUCAGACCACAGAAAUGCAGACCCUACCUGGUCAACCUGUUGCCGUGCCUCACCAGAAUUGCGAAGCGGCAGGAGGAAACUGUGCAGGAGACUCUCGCUGCGGCAAUGCCCAAGAUUAUGGUCGCUUUGGGACACUUUGCCAACGAUGGCGAGAUCAAGGUGCUGCUGAAAUCGUUCGUGGCGAACCUGAAAUCCAGCUCACCGACCAUUAGACGGACAGCGGCUAGUUCAGCUGUCACCGUGUGCCAGCACUCCAGACGCACCAGCUAUUUCUACACCUGGCUCCUUAAUGUGCUGCUGGGACUGUUGGUUCCUGUGGAUGAGGAGCACCCCAGCCACCUGAUCUUGGGGGUGCUGCUUACUCUUCGCUACCUGAUGCCUCUGCUGCAGCAGCAAGUCAACACCUCCAGCCUGAAAGGAAGUUUUGGAGUCAUGAGGAAGGAGGCAGAUGUACAGCCAACACCUGAACAGCUGCUACAGGUGUACGAGCUUACCCUACACUACACACAACACUGGGAUCACAAUGUGGUCACAGCUGCUUUGGAGCUCCUUCAGCAGGUCUUCAGGACUCCCCCGCCCGAGCUGCUGCACAUGCUCAUCACAGCUGGCAGCAUUUCAUAUCCCACUGUGUUUCGCCAGGACACAGAGGGCCGUGCACGCUCCGGCAGCAUCCUCGAGCUCAUAGCAGGGGGAGGGUCCUCAUGCAGUCCACUCCUUCUCAGGAAACAGAGAGGUAAAAUGAUUUCUGGAGAGGAAGAUGGGUUGGAGGAUGAUCCUGAGAGGACAGAAGUGACUGCUGGAGCCUUUACAGCAUCAGUUGUUGGUGCAGACGGCUCCUCUGCAGCCCAGGUUGACAUCAUCACAGAGCAGCCACGCUCCUCCCAGCAUACCCUGCAGCCUGGCGACUCCGUGGACCUCAGUGCCUCCUCAGAUCAGGGUGGUGGUGGAGGGGGGACAUCUGCGUCGGACACUCCCGAGUCACCCAAUGACAAUGAGGAGGAAAUGCUGAGUCGUAGCUCCAGCGGUGGGGCCAAUAUUACACCAGAGACGGCUGAAUACACAACACCUGAAAAUGCUACGCCGGAGGGAGGGCCCCUCGGAGAAGGUGGAACUCUGCUAGGAACUAAUGAUCGCUCACUUCCACCCAGUGACUCAUCACAGACCACUACAGAGGGACCAGACUCAGCUGUCACACCCUCAGACGUAGCAGAACUGGUGUUGGACGGCAGUGAGAGUCAGUACUCGGGGAUGCAGAUUGGAACUCUACAGGAUGAAGAAGACGAAGGAACAGCACCGCCCUCCCAAGACGAACCACCGGAACCGUUCCUGCAGUCAGCACUGGCUCUGAGCAAGCCUCAUCUCUUUGAUGGCCGUGGUCACAACCGGCAGGGUUCAGACAGCAGCGUGGAUCGUUUCAUACCAAAGGACGAACCCACUGACCCUGAGCCUGACAACAGGCAAUCACGGAUAAAGGGUCCUAUUGGACAUUACACAGACCAGGGCUCGGAGCCGCUGGUGCAUUGUGUACGACUUUUGGCUGCGUCCUUCCUCUUGACAGGACAAAAGAAAGGUCUCAUCCCUGACAAGGAAGUGCGAGUGAGUGUGAAGGCCCUGGCGGUCAGCUGUGUUGGGGCAGCAGCAGCGCUGCAUCCUGAGGCCUUCUUUAAUUCCCUCUACCUGGAGCCGCUGGACGGCAUUUCAGCAGAAGAGCAGCAGUAUAUCAGUGACGUUCUGGGUCUCAUUGACCAUGGGGACCCACAGAUCAGAGGGACCACAGCCAUCCUCUGUGCAGCCAUCAUCCAGGCGGCACUCACCAAAUCCCAUUAUAACAUACACAGCUGGCUGGCCAGUGUGCAGAGUUCAACAGGUAAUCCUGUGUCCCUGGUGGACUUGGUGCCUUUGCUUCAGAGAGCUCUAAAAGAUGAAUCCUCUGUCACGUGCAAGAUGGCUUGCUCUGCAGUGAGGCACUGCAUCAUGACGGUUUGCAGCAGUACCCUGAGUGAGCUCGGGUUGCAGUUGGUCAUAGACCUUCUGCCUCUGAAGGACUCCUCUUAUUGGCUCGUUCGCACUGAGCUCUUGGAGACCUUGGCUGAGAUGGACUUCCGAUUAGUUCAUUUCCUGGAGAGGAAAACUGAGACUUUGCACAAAGGAGACCAUCACUACACUGGGCGGCUGAGGCUACAGGACAGAAUCCUGAAUGAUGUGGUCAUUCGUCUGUUGGGAGACGAUGAUCCAAGAGUGAGGCACAUAGCUGCCUCUGCUGUCAGCAGACUGGUUCCCAGAUUAUUUUAUGACUGUGACCAGGGCCAGGUGGACCCAGUGGUGGCUAUUGCCCGGGACCAGAGUUCAGUCUACUUACAGCUGCUCAUGCAUGAGACACAGCCACCCUCACAGCUCACAGUCAGCACCAUCACAAGGACAUACAGAGGUUACAACCUGUCUAACACUGUGCCUGAUGUCACACUGGAGAACAAUCUGUCUAGAGUUGUUACCGCUGUCUCCCACGCUUUCACCUCCUCUACUUCCAGGGCCCUCACUUUUGGUUGUUCUGAGGCUUUGUGCCUCCUAGCUUCAAAUUUCCCAGUGUGCACUUGGAGCACAGGCUGGCAUUGUGGUUACAUUAGCUCCAGUUGUAACUUUUCUUCUCGCACUAGUCUGAACCGCACCAGAGGCAGGGCCCUCAGUUUGUCUCAGCCCACCAGUGCUCCAGGUUCCUCAAACACCUCAUCACAACUGGACUCGGAGCGGAGAACUCUGACAGUAGGGAUGGCUAACAUGGUCCUCUCCUUACUCUCCUCUGCCUGGUUUCCACUGGAUCUUUCUGCACAUCAGGAUGCACUUUUGUUUGCUGGCAAUCUGCUUGCUGCUGUGGCUCCAAAAUGCAUGCGCAACCCAUGGUCUGGAGAUGAAGAAGGCAGCAGUGGGAGCACCAACACUAGUGGAGGCCCAAAUAAGAUGGAGGAACCCUGGGCAGCACUUUCAGAGCGCUCCUUGGUGGCCAUGGUGGAACAGCUCUUCUCCCACCUUCUCAAGUUGCUAAACAUCUGUGCCCACGUGCUGGAUGACACACCACCGGGACCCGCAGUUAAGGCCACCCUCCCCUCCCUGAGCAAUACCCCCUCCCUCAGUCCCAUCCGUAGGAAAGGCAAAGAGAAGGAGGUUGCUGACCCCAUUGCUGCUCCUAUGAGCCCAAAGAAGAGCAACGAAGUUAACACGGGUAGGCCAACAGACAGCACUGGCUCAGCCGCUGUAAACAAAUCUACCACUCUUGGCAACUUCUACCACCUGCCAACCUACCUCAAGCUCUAUGAUGUCCUUAAAGCUACACACGCCAACUACAAGGUGUCAGUGGACCUCCACAGCAGUCAGGAGAAGUUUGGGAGUUUUCUGCGCUCCACUUUAGAUGUUCUGUCUCAGCUGCUGGAGCUGGCCACACUCCAUGACAUCAGCAAGUGUGUGGAGGAAAUUUUGGGCUACCUCAAGUCCUGCUUUACCCGAGAACCAACCAUGGCUACAGUUUGUGUUCAACAGCUAUUGAAGACCCUGUUUGGCACCAACCUGGCCUCCCAGUACGAGGGUGUCCUGAGUGGACCCAGCCGUUCCCAAGGCAAGGCUCUGCGUCUCGGCUCAUCCAGCCUGCGACCAGGCCUCUACCACUACUGCUUCAUGGCACCAUACACUCAUUUCACACAGGCACUGGCUGAUGCCAGUCUCCGCAACAUGGUGCAGACUGACCAUGAGCAGGACACCUCUGGAUGGUUUGAUGUCAUGCAAAAGGCAUCUAAUCAGCUGAGGUCCAACAUUGCAAAUGCAACACGCAACAGAGGAGACAAGAAUGCCAUCCACAACCACAUUCGACUGUUUGAGCCGCUGGUGAUCAAAGCUCUGAAGCAGUACACAACCAGCACCUCUGUGGCUCUGCAGAGACAAGUGCUGGAUCUGCUCGCCCAGCUUGUACAGCUAAGAGUCAAUUAUUGCCUUCUAGACUCGGAUCAGGUGUUUAUUGGCUUUGUCCUCAAGCAGUUUGAAUAUAUUGAAGUGGGACAGUUCAGAGAUUCAGAGGCCAUCAUUCCAAACAUCUUUUUCUUCCUGGUGCUACUGUCUUACGAGCGCUACCACUCCAAGCAGAUAAUCAGCAUUCCCAAGAUCAUCCAGCUGUGUGACGGCAUCAUGGCAAGUGGCAGGAAAGCUGUCACGCAUGCCAUCCCAGCCUUGCAGCCAAUAGUUCAUGACCUGUUUGUCCUGAGAGGCUCAAACAAGGCCGACGCAGGCAAAGAGCUGGAUACACAGAAGGAAGUAGUGGUGUCCAUGUUGCUCAGACUCGUACAGUACCAUCAGGUGUUGGAGAUGUUCAUCCUUGUACUGCAGCAGUGUCACAAAGAGAAUGAGGACAAGUGGAAGAGAUUGUCCAGACAGAUUGCUGAUGUCAUUCUUCCCAUGAUUGGCAAGCAACAGAUGCAUCUGGACUCUCCAGAGGCGUUGGGAGUGUUGAACACUCUUUUUGAAACGGUAGCACCUUCUUCUCUGAGGCCUGUAGACAUGCUGCUCAAGAGUAUGUUCACCGUACCAGUCACCAUGGCAUCAGUAGCUACCGUGCAGCUGUGGGUGUCUGGUAUACUUGCAGUGCUCCGGGUCCUCAUCUCCCAGUCUACUGAGGACAUUGUCCUGUCUCGGAUCCACGAGCUGUCACUCACCCCACAUCUCCUCUCCUGCCACACAAUACGCCGCCUGCAUCAGCAGAGCCCCACCCCGAGUGACCCACCCACUACUGACACACUUGGUAACCAGGAAACUAAUGGCGAGGCACAGAAAGCUCCACCUGAGGAAACCUUUGCCAGGUUUCUCCUCCAGCUGGUCGGAGUGUUGCUGGAUGACAUUUCCUCCAGAGAGAUUAAAGUGGACAUUACAGAGCAACAACACACCUUCUACUGCCAGCAGCUGGGUACACUGCUCAUGUGUCUCAUACACGUCUUCAAAAGUGGAAUGUUUCGCAGGAUCACAGCUGCUGCCAGUCGUCUCCUGAAGGCUGAGAAUGGCAGUGGACAGACAGCCGCUGAGGCCAGCCUCUUCUACCCUCUGGAAGGACUGAACAGCAUGGUGCAGUGCCUCAUUACCACCCACCCCUCCCUGGUGCUCCUCUGGUGCCAGGUCCUCCUCAUCAUCAACUAUACCAACUACUCCUGGUGGGCUGAGGUGCAGCAGACACCCAGGGGACACAGCCUCUCAUGCACAAAGCUGCUGAGUCCUCACUCCUCGGGAGAAGGAGAGGAGGACAAGCCUGAGGCCCGGUCAGCAAUGGUCAACAGAGAGAUUGUACGCAGGGGAGCCCUUAUCCUCUUCUGUGAUUAUGUGUGUCAGAAUCUCCAUGACUCUGAGCAUCUGACCUGGCUCAUUGUCAACCACGUGAGUGACCUCAUCAGCCUUUCCCAUGAACCACCAGUGCAAGACUUUAUCAGUGCUGUACACCGCAAUUCAGCUGCCAGCGGCCUCUUCAUCCAGGCCAUCCAGUCACGCUGUGACAACCUCGCUACACAGCCUACCAUGCUGAAGAAGACUCUGCAGUGUUUGGAGGGCAUUCACCUAAGUCAGUCUGGAUCUCUGCUGAUGCUGUAUGUGGACAAGCUGCUCAAUACACCUUUCAGGGUUCUGGCUCGCAUGGUGGACACACUGGCAUGUCGUAGGGUAGAGAUGCUGCUUGCAGAGACACUACAGAACAGCGUGGCUCAGCUGCCCGUGGAGGAACUGGACAGGAUCCAGGAAUACCUCCAGACCAGUGGGCUGGCUCAAAGGCACCAGAGGUUCUACUCCCUGCUGGACAGGUUCAGAGCCACUGUGGCUGACACUAGUAGCCCCACCCCUCCCGUGACUACACACCCCCUGGAUGGGGAUCCACCUCCUGCCCCUGAACUGGUCAUUGCAGAUAAGGAGUGGUAUGUGGCUCUGGUGAAGUCUCAAUGCUGUCUUCGUGGAGAUGUGUCCCUGUUGGAGACAACAGAACUGCUCACUAAACUACCUGCGGCUGAUCUCCUCAACGUAAUGAGCUGCAAGGAUUUCAACCUAAGCCUGCUGUGCCCAUGCCUCAGUAUGGGCAUACAGAGGUUAGCACGAGGUCAGGGCUCACUCUUGUUGGAGACGGCUUUGCAGGUGACCCUCGAGCAAUUGGCAGCAGUCACUGGGUCACUUCCUGCCCCGCAUCAGUCCUUCCUGCCUCCUUCCCAACCCCAGCUCUACUGGAACCAAUUGGCUGUUAUCUAUGAUGAGCCAGGUUUCUACCCCAGAGUUGUGUCGCUGUGCAGAGCACUGUCCCAGUACCUGCUCAGUGUGAGCCAGCUGCCUUCCUCACUACAUAUCCCCUCUGACAAGGAGCAUCUCAUUACCACUUUCACCUGCACUGCCACUGAGGUGGUCGCUUGGCGUCUGCUCCAGGAUCAGUUGCCCCUGAGUGUGGACCUGCAGUGGGCUCUGUCCUGCCUGUGUCUGGCCCUGCAGCAGUCUUGUGUCUGGAACAAGCUGUCCACCACAGAGUACUCCACACACACCUGCUCUCUCAUUUACUGCCUACGCCAGAUCAUUGUUUCAGUGGCUGUGAGUCCUGGUGACCAGCUGCUGCAUCCAGAGAAGAAAAAGACAAAGGCAGAAAGAGAUGCUGAAGGAGACCAAGUGGAUUCAGUACAUGCUGACCACAUGUGCGAGUGGAAAGCGUGUGAGAUCAUGGCUGAGCUGGUGGAAGGCCUGCAGAACGUCCUUGCCCUCGGUCACCAUAGAAAUAGCAUAUUCCCAGCUUUUCUCACUGAAAUGUUGCGGAAUAUCAUCAUCAGUCUAUCCCGACUGCCUCUGGUCAACAGCUACACCCGAGUACCUCCACUGGUUUGGAAACUGGGCUGGUCCCCUCAGCCAGGAGGAGAGUUCACCACAACACUACCCGAGAUACCCGUGGACUUCCUGCAGGAAAAGGACGUCUUCCGAGAAUUUCUCUAUCGCAUCAACACAUUGGGCUGGAGUAGCAGGACUCAGUUUGAGGAAACCUGGGCCACUCUGCUUGGAGUGCUGGUCACUCAACCUAUCACUAUGGACCAGGAGGAGGAGACACAGCAGGAGGAGGACCUGGAGCGUACUCAGUUGAAUGUGUUAGCAGUACAGGCCAUCACCAGCCUGGUGCUGAGUGCCAUGACCCUGCCUACUGCUGGCAACCCGGCAGUCAGCUGUCUGGAACAGCAGCCACGCAACAAGAGCCUCAAAGCCCUAGAAACACGAUUUGGAAGAAAACUUGCAGUCAUCAGGGGGGAAGUGGAGCGAGAGAUUCAGGCUCUUGUGUCAAAGAGAGACAACGUGCAUACACACCACCCGUACCACGCCUGGGACCCUGUGCCCUCACUGUCAGCGGCCUCUGCAGCAGGUACGCUGAUCAGCCAUGAGAAGCUGUUGCUUCAGAUCAACACAGAAAGGGAGAUGGGCAACAUGGACUACAAACUGGGACAGGUCUCCAUCCACUCAGUGUGGUUGGGUAACAACAUCACUCCUCUGAGGGAGGAAGAAUGGGGUGAGGAUGAAGAAGAUGAAGUGGAUACUCCAGCACCCACCUCCCCGCCGUUAUCUCCCAUAAAUUCUAGGAAGCAUCGUGCAGGUGUGGACAUUCAUUCGUGCUCCCAGUUUCUCCUGGAGCUUUACAGCCAGUGGCUGAUCCCUGGCUCCCCAAGUAACCGGAGGACUCCAACCAUCCUCAUAAGUGAAGUAGUCCGUUCGCUGCUGGCAGUGUCAGACCUGUUCACAGAGAGGAACCAGUUUGACAUGAUGUUCUCCACCCUGAUGGAAUUGCAGAAGCUCCAUCCACCGGAGGAUGAGAUCCUCAAUCAGUACCUGGUGCCUGCCAUCUGUAAGGCUGCUGCUGUUCUGGGCAUGGACAAAGCAAUAGCUGAGCCUGUGUGUCGUCUGUUGGAGACGACCCUGCGUAGCACUCACUUACCAAGUCGCAUGGGAGCCUUGCAUGGAGUGUUGUAUGUGUUGGAGUGUGACCUGCUGGAUGACACGGCCAAACAGCUCAUCCCCACCAUCUCAGAGUACCUACUGUCCAACCUCAGGGCCAUUGCUCACUGCGUGAACCUCCAUAACCAGCAGCAUGUAUUGGUGAUGUGCGCAGUGGCCUUCUACAUGAUGGAGAACUACCCUCUGGAUGUAGGUCCUGAGUUUAUGGCUGGAGUCAUACAGCUGUGUGGUGUGAUGGUGUCUGCCAGCGAGGACUCCACUCCUUCCAUCAUCUAUCACUGCGUGCUGCGCGGACUGGAGCGCCUCCUGCUGUCGGAGCAGUUGUCACGCGUGGACGGGGAAGCGCUUGUCAAACUCAGCGUGGACCGAGUCAACAUGCCAUCACCACACAGAGCUAUGGCUGCGUUGGGCCUCAUGCUCACCUGCAUGUACACUGCGGUGCUUGCAUCGGGUUCAGACAUGACAGGGGUUAGAGGUCAGGUUGACUCUAGCUCUGCCGUAGCGGAGGCGGUGGGCGUCACGGCGGGUCAUGUUGGUUUCUCCUCAGGCAAGGAGAAGGCCAGUCCUGCCAGUCGCCCUCCUCACUCUGACCCUCAAGCUCCAGACAGCGAGUCAAUCAUUGUUGCCAUGGAGAGGGUCUCUGUGCUGUUCGACAGAAUCAGGAAGGGUUUGCCCAGCGAGGCGCGGGUCGUGUCCAGGAUUCUGCCCCAGUUUCUGGACGACUUCUUCCAGCCACAGGACGUCAUGAACAAGGUCAUCGGAGAGUUCCUGUCCAAUCAGCAACCCUACCCACAAUUCAUGGCCACUGUUGUGUACAAGGUUUUCCAGACGCUCCACGCCACAGGUCAGUCGUCUAUGGUGAGGGACUGGGUGCUGCUGUCUCUGUCCAACUUCACUCAGAGGACACCGGUGGCCAUGGCCAUGUGGAGCCUCUCCUGCUUCUUUGUCUCUGCGUCCACCUCUCAGUGGAUCUCAGCCUUACUGCCACAUGUCAUUAGCCGAAUGGGCUCCAGUGAAGUGGUGGACACCAACCUGUUCUGCCUGGUGGCCUUGGAUUUUUACCGGCACCAGAUUGACGAGGAGCUGGACCGCCGGGCGUUUCAGUCCGUCUUUGAGACCGUGGCGUCGCCUGGCAGCCCUUAUUACCAGCUACUGGGGUGUCUGCAGUCAAUCCACCAGGAUACGUCACUCUGAGAUGAGCAGAGAGGUGGCGGGGGCACCGAGGCGUGCGCAGAGAAAGUGGAAUAAUGCGAGAGAUGUGGUGGGGCAUGAAAUUAGAUGGUCACGUAAACCUCCCCUUCAUCUGUGACGGUGGAAGGACAGAAUGUUUUACGACUAGAACUUAGAACUACUGUUGUGACCCACGAUCAAUUCAAAGGAAUUGGUUUUAAAAUAAAGGGGUGGGUCGGAAUUUGUCACUUUUAGCCUAUAAAUUGUACUGAGGGUGAAACUUUGAAUCCUCAACACAAAUGACAGCACCUUGAAUAUUUCCUCCCACCCAGCACCUUGAAUUAAUUAUAUAUAUAUACACACAUACAAUACAUAAAGAUCAGUUUAAUCAAACACAAAAUGUAUUGUGCUGCCAGGAUGUGCGUCAGUCAGUAUUUGAUGUCAGUAAAGUACAAUAGAGGGAAAAACAGAACAUAUUUACUAUAUUGCAUUUAUUUUUCAGUGCAUUAUUGUCGGCGUGAGGAAGAGAGGUCUGCUAAAAUUGUUAAUAGUUCAUAUAUUUAAAGAUCGUUUUAUAUCUGUGGUCAUUCUGACACAUUAAAUAGUCAAAAGUUGUGUGUAAGACUGAUCACUAAUGGCAUAGUUGUUGUUUUUUCCCAUGAUGAUUAUGGAGUAUGGGGAGUAGUUGUUGCUAUGAGCUCUUUACACAGCAGCCAUUUUGAAAAAGUCGAGUUCGGUUUAGCUUCCUCGGGUUCAGGGUGCGUGCCGGCUCCCUGUCGCUCUGCCCCUGACUACUUGGAAGUGCCGGCAACAUACGACAUAAUCAGCAUGGCUGCUGUGCAUCGACCCCAUCAUCGCCGCAGACGUCGUGGACGCUGUAGUGUGGACAAAGAACCAGGCAGGUGAAUAUUGAGCAGUAUAAAAUAUGGUUUUAACAGUUUAAAGGCCCAUGAAUCUUCACCCACAGUCAAGAGAGAUUUUAUUUAACCAGUCGCAGAAGAAAAAUCAUUUUAUAUUGUUUACAUCUGCCUAGUUCUUUGCUAGUGACCCCCAUGCACCUGAAUGAUUCCAUCUGUUGAUUUACUUUGUUCUUUUAUUUUCUUUUUUAAUUCUCAGGAUGUAAGAUGUGACUAUUGUUGUAAUAAGAUUGGAUGUUAUUCACAGUUGUCUUUGAAUGGCGUUCCCUUUGUAUCUUGUGUAAAAUUGUAAAGUAAUAUGGAUUAAUACGAAAGCCAUGGUGCAUGAUUUAAGAAAAAAGAAAUCCGAGCUGUGUAAAGAUGAGAUGUUAAAUAGACAAAUAAUGUGAUGCCGUUUUUUUUUUUUUCUUCUUCUUUUGUCCGUCUGAAACAAACUCUCACCAAUAUGAGAAAUGAAACGUCAGCAGAGCGCCGGACACACACCAAGCUUGUUUCAUGAAAGACUGACCUCCAGUUUGCCAGGGAGUGAGCUGGACAUUGUUGCUCUGUACAUACACUUGCCUUAGAUUUAAAGAAGAAAAGAAAAAAAAGACUGAAUAUAUAUAUAUAUAUAUAUGUCCUGUACACUGAAAAGCUUGAAAACAAACGCAUGCUUACUGCUAUUUUCGUAAUAAUUCUGUUUCUGUGGGCUACAGUUGCCAUGACUGUUGUGUGUGUGUGUGUGGGAGGGAUGCAACACAAUCCAAAGGGGAGCAGCGUAACCUUAGCAACCAAUAGCAGCUUUGACAAAUCAACAGCAGAGUAAGUGUAGUGCAGUUUACUCCAUGUGACGGCCGAGGUUUUUUUUUGUUUUGUUGUUUUGUUUUCGUUGAGCUUUAAGUAUCGUUUUGUCACGGUUAAAAAAAAAAAUUGGUAAAAUUAAAAAUGUUUAAUCUUUCAUCGUCUUUGUGCCGAAUAGAAAAGACAUCGAUCACUUGAAGAUGUCCUCAUGCAGAGGCCUACGAUACAUGAAAGUAAAACCAUCCCAUCAGUUUAUAAGAAAUUCAACAUUUAAAGCCAGUGUGACUUAAUUUCCUGUGACUGUGUUAUUAUAAUGUAUUCACACAAUAAAUGACUUGAGUCCUCA
Molecule: messenger RNA, 11899 nt
Organism: Solea senegalensis (Senegalese sole)
Lineage: Eukaryota; Metazoa; Chordata; Actinopteri; Pleuronectiformes; Soleidae
Gene: htt
Product: huntingtin
Exons: 67
Coding region: 281-9880 (3199 amino acids)
Cellular component (GO): cytoplasm; nucleus
Source: RefSeq, a predicted model, not a curated record